GGACAAUAAAAAGAAAAGAGAGUGAUUAUGUUUCCACCAGGACGGCCUGUGAGGUGAAAGGAGACUCUUAGAAGGGAGGCGAGGAUGGAGAGGCAUUCCUGGCUGCGCGCUUCAACGGCGAAGGAAAAGGAAAAGCAGCUAAUCUGAAAUCCAGAUGCCUUGGGGACCAGCAGAGGGUCGAGCCUGAUCCGCUCCAUCCCCUCACGCUCUCUCCUCACAGUAGCUCAGAAGAGGACAUCAACCGGAUACUUGUUAACUCCUGCUUUUCUCCUCAAACUUUAAAUCCUCUAAGAAGAACUCAAGGAGUUUGUUGAUUGCAGGAGUUUGAUUUCUGACUUGAACUGCUUGUUUUUCUUCUGAAGGAGGAAUUCCCAGGUAUGUUCAUGUUGGGAGCACUCUGACAGACCUCCAGUAAUGGGGCUUUUGGUGUGCACCAAAUCCGUCUGCAGGCCGGCCGCAGCCUGGAUUGCCCUGGUCUUCUCAUCACUACUAUUGCAUUCGAUGGUCUCUGUCCACGGUGUCCCAUCAUGUCCACGGAGCUGUAGCUGUCCAGGUGCUAAAGAGGUCCACUGUACAUUCAGACACCUGACCACAAUCCCAAAGACCUUCCCUAAAGCCACCCAGAGGCUCAACCUGGGUUACAACAGUCUAACAGAGGUGGAGGGGUCAGAAUUCAGGUCACUGCGCCAACUGGAAAUGCUCAUGUUGCAUGGAAACGACAUUAGCAGAGUCCACCCUGGGGCCUUCUACAUCCUGAGGUCACUGCAGAUCCUGAAGCUCAGUUACAACAAGCUCACAUCAGUGAACGCCGGUCUCUUCGAAGGUCUGCACAGUCUGAUCCGCCUCCAUCUGGAUCACAACCUCGUAGAGUUUAUAGAGCCGUACAGCUUCUCUGGCCUGACCUCUCUGAAACUCCUGCAACUGGAGGGAAAUCUGCUGAAAGAGAUCCAUCCUCAUACCUUCAUAACUCUCUCAGUAUUAGGAAGCUUUUGGACCUCUGGACUUAAACACCUACACCUAUCUGACAACCUGCUGGAGGAGCUCCCAUCUGCAGCAAUAAGAACAGCUCCGAGGCUGGAGCUCCUCACUCUCCAUGGGAAUCCCUGGAACUGUGACUGUCAGCUUCACUGGUUGGUUGAAUGGAGCGCCACUCAUGAAGGAGUAGUAAAAUGUAAGAAGGAGCGAGGCUCUGCUGAGACGUGCCCUCAGUGCUCUUUUCCUCAACUCCUGAAUGGGACUAAGCUGCUGGAGCUUUCUGCGGAGAAGCUGCUCUGUGAACGACCAGUACUCAGUUCCCCCCUCAAAGAAUGGGACAAUCCUCGUUGGGCGGAGUCUGAAGCCGAUCCGGACCUCCCAUACACUCGGGACUUAGAAAAACCUUUGGGCCAGCUGACCAUCGUUCUCUCAGACAGCCAUGGGAACCGUGCCUUUGUGACAUGUGACGUACGCCGUCCAGGCGAUAGCUCGGCCAUUACAUGGGCUUUAAAUUCACAGUCACCCACGGAGUUAUCUGUUAACGUGUCACUGGUGACAGUCCUGGAGUGCGAGAUUGAUCGAGAAACAUUGCAAAAUCUAUGGCAACUGGUUGCCUAUUACUAUGAAACUCCAGCAAUUUUAGAGAGAGGUCAGCAGAGGUUUAAUACAAGCAAGGUUACGUAUCAAUAUUCUCAGGCUGUCAAUGAAAACUCAACAUAUUUCACAGAAUUAAAGGGGUAUUUAGAAGGCGAACCAUCAUGGCUGCUUCAACCAAGAGUCACACUGAAGCUGAAUCGGCAGCAGACAACAACAAAGAAACUUGUCAUGGAUUUCACCACUUUAAUCACAAAAAACAUCAACAGCCAUGGUAGGCAAGGGGAUGACAGUGACGUUAUGUCUUCAUGGGCAUUGAUACGUAGAGGAACAACUGGGAGGGUCCAAUCUGCUCUUGAAGGAUCAAAGAUUAAUCUAGAGUGUGGUGUUGUUACUUCUGGCUCAGAGGCAAAAGUAGAGUGGAUGCUUCCUGAUUUAUCCACAGUAGAGGAGGAAACAGAUAAGUUAGAAACAUCUGAAAGAGGCAAACUUGUCAUUUUAAAUGCCACACUCUCUGACUCGGGUCUCUACCACUGUAUGGUCCGAAGCAAAGCUGGUGUAGACUUGAUGCCACUUAGACUCACAGUCAAAGAGCGCUCACUUGGUCCGACAGCCUUUAAUGGUCAGAAAAUGGUGAUUGAGACAGGGGGCUCUUUGUCUCUUCCUUGUGAGGUGAGCUCAGCUCAGCCCAGUCAAACUUUGUGGUACCUUCCCAAAAACAAAGUUCUCCUGCCCACACAACAGACAAGAAGAGCUGAAGUGAUGGAAAAUGGGACCUUGGUGGUUAGGAAGAUGACACAUGAGGAUGCAGGGGAAUAUAGCUGCUUGGCCUCCAAUCUGUACGGAGUUGACAUGCUCUCUCAUAUGGUGGAAGUUAUAGGGAAAAGAACAGAAAAAAACAGAGUGCAGACACAAGGAGAGCAACUUGUCUUGCCUCUCACUGUGGAUGACGGGGAAGGUUCUGGAGGUGGCUAUCAAGAAAUUAUACGUCCUUUUGCUACACAGGUCCCAGAGAAAGUAGGACGACAGUACAAGAAGCCCAAUGGGUCGAUUAAGAGGACACGUUUGAAAAAACCCUAUAAAUCUGUGAAGGAAUUGGAUCCAAAUCGCUGGGCAGAAAUAUUGGCAAAAACCAAAGCUAAACCAAAUGUUCCUCCGCCUACCGAGCAGUCAUUACAAGAACACAGUCCAGAAACUGUCCAAGCGAGCACAGUCAAAUCCUUAACUAUACGUCCAACUGAGGAGACUUUAUUCUACUCUACUAACCCUUCUAUUGAUCAGCGUAAAAAAAUUAAUUUUCAACAAAAUGUUAAAACCGAAUCCCAUUUAAGAAAUGAGAAAAUGAAGGGUCAAUACAAAGAUUCUGAAGUACAGCAAAAUCAGCAAAACGCUAGUGCAGAACCACCCUUAAAGCACGUUCAGCAGACUCCAGAAGCAGUAGAGGGUAUUACAACUCCAUCUAAUCCCCUCUUCAGACAACCAGAAAGAAAACAAACUGACGAGGGAAGACGAAAUGUUGCUCCUGAUGGGUCUAACAGGAGAAUACCCUUUCAAAGACGUAGAAAACCACCAAUGAGAAGACUCCAUCCACACAAGAAACCCUUCUACCAAACACUUGACAAGCCCCAAAGAACUGUUCCUCCGAAGGCAAUCACAACACCACCAACAACCACAACCAUCACUACAACUCCAGCAACUACUACCCCCACCCCUACAACCACAGUGACAACUACUCCCACCACUACAACAACAACCACCUCUGUCCCAAUUACAGAAGAGUAUAAUGAACCCCUAUAUACUGAGUAUGAGACAGAUGAAGACAAUGAAAAGUAUGAUGAGGAAUAUGAUUAUAAGAGCAGUGAAAGCUUGGAUGCUACAGAAGAUGGAAUCCUGAAAAACUCUCCUAACACCCGUCUCCAUAGCAGUGCUACCCUCUCUCCAUUAGACAGAGAAAGAAGUCCUCAUUUAAGUCAGCAACAAUUACCUAUUCCAAAGACCCUUCCAACUCCAGAGUUGGAGUCUCCAACGUUUUGGACUGCUAAAGAUCUUGUAAACCUUGACAAAAGCCAGGCAGAGGUGGUAAGGGUAACAGAAAACACUAAACAAAAUGUCAUUAACAUUAAUAUAGACAAAAGCCUUCCCACAGUAAGGGAGAAUAACAAUAUCAAUCCAGCAGGGGUGCAAGAAAAUAAUAUGAGGGGAAGUGAGGGACAAAAAGAAAAUUCAAAAAUAGAGUUUGUUACUCAGAGAUAUAAUUCACAAGAUAGAUUUUACUUAGUAUCCCAAAACAGGCAAAGAGUUAACACUUCAUCUUCCCCUGAUCAAACCCUAUUUGCACAUCCGCAGACAGCAAAACCAACCAAAAAGCCUGAAAAUCACCAGCUUAGAGUUAUGGAACCACUUCACCCCUGGCUUCACCAGAAAAAUCAAGAGAGAGGACAAACCAGCACUUCCAGGAUUGGACAUGUGGAUCAGGACAGAAAUGCAGGUAGAUACAGUCAAGUAAAUCCAAGCAGACAUUCCCAGCCUCCUAAAGUCCCUCCAACCUCCCGCUGGUCGGCGCACCAUCCUCCUCAGUACUACCCCAUGUAUCCAUCUUGGCCAGGUCAGAGACAAUUUCCUCACCCGAGGCAAGGGCUUAAACCCACCCAUCGACCCUGGCCUUACCUUCACCCAUGGGGUCACGGCUCAUUUGUCACCAACCCACCAGAGAUUAUAGCUGAUACUGUCAAACCAACCCCCACUUUCUCUGGAACCCACAUUUCCAAGCUUCUACCAACUAGUGUUUAUCAUCAUCAAGACCACCAUGUUGACAGCAGAACCCAAACAAGAGAUCAUCUCUUCAUGUCGAAGCUCAGGAACCGAUACAGACAGGCGCAGCUUGAUCGGAUUGCUCAGCUUGGAAGGAUAGCCACGCCCAAACCUCGGUCUGCCUACAAUCCUCCAAUCGCACCCAAAACAGAGUCUCUCUCCAAGAGUAGAACGCUCUCUCUCAAACCACCAGCACCAACUGCUUCAUUCAUUUACUCAACACAGCUCCUAAAGCCAGCUAAACCUUCAUCAUCAUCAUUCCAUGUUUACCCGUCAACCCCUCCCUCACACCUAACACCUGCUCUGUAUGGAGGACGAAUUAACUCUCAGAGUCCCACGGCUGCACCUCCUUUCCCGUGGCUGUUUGGGGUUAAUGGGAUGAAACCACGUAUAACCCCAAUCAGUACAGCAAGUGUGUCAGUACUGGCAGAGGAUGACGUGUUCCUGCCCUGCAUAGCGACUGGGAACCCUGAACCUAACAUUGCUUGGACCAAAGUCUCCACAGGCGCCACUAUCCCAGCCAACACAAAACAUGGCCCCCGUUUUGAAGUCUUCAGAAAUGGAACUUUUUUUAUUAAAAACGUCCAGCUUCAGGAUCGAGGACAGUACCUCUGCACAGCCCACAACCGGCUUGGAUCAGAUCGUAUGGUGAUCACCCUGACUGUCCAGACGGAGGCCCCCCGAAUCCUCCCCCCUCCGUCUGCAGAAGUAUCAAUCUACAUAGGCAAAGCUGUGGCAUUAGACUGCCUGGCUUCUGGGAAACCUCCUGCCCAGAUUUCCUGGAUUCUUCCAGACAGGACAUUUGUCCGUGAAGUCGGAGCCAUUCAAACCAACCUUUCUCCAAUUUCUCUGCUUCCAAACGGGACGCUAAGAAUUCAUUCAGCCAAUUUCUCUAGCAAAGGUGAUUACAAAUGCAUUGCAAGCAAUGCGGCCGGUGCCGAUACAGUCACCUAUCGUCUGCACGUGGCAGCUUUGCCUCCGAGUAUAAGUGAAGGUGUUCAGGACUCAGUGAUUGUUCAGCCAGACAGGAGCGUGUUUAUUCACUGCUCUGCAAAGGGUGAACCCAUGCCUGCUCUGAAAUGGAUGCUUCCAGUGGGUGUCCAUGUUAAAGCCUCACAGUUUCUGGGACACAGAAUAUUCGUUUUCCAAAACGGGACGCUGUUUGUAAAGAAUGUUCUGCCAUCUGAUGGUGGGAGGUACGAGUGUUUGGCGACCAAUGCAAUGGGUAUCGCCAAGCGGACAGUCCUGCUGGAAGUGAGAGAAGAUCCUACCUCUUCAUUUCGCAAACAUCCUGCUCCUCUUCCCAUCCCGCCGUCUCAGGCUGCUGGUUUUCCAACACGUAAACAUGUGGUGUCAGCUUUGUAUGGCUCUGCUGUCUUCCUGCACUGUCCAGAGUCCACUGGAUCCUCUAGAGGGACUCUCUGGCAGCUACCCUCUAAGACCAUCCUGGAGCAUCAGUACAGUCCAGAGAGACCAAUUAAAGUUUUUCGCAAUGGGACCCUGAGGAUACUUCAGCUAACAGAGCUGGAUGGCGGGAAUUAUCAGUGCAUCUUUCAGCGACCAAAUGGGGAGGACAUGGAACUCUUUCAGGUAAAAGUGUUGAUGACUCCCCCUCGAAUUGAGCAUGUAAGGACCUCACAGUCCAGAGUGACGUUUGGAGAAAAUUUCCAGGUGGACUGUGUUGCUACUGGCCUACCCAACCCAGAGGUUUCUUGGAGUCUUCCAGAUGGAACAUUAAUAAACAAUGCGCUUCAAUCUGAUGACAGCGGCCUUCGCAAUCGACGUUUUGUGAUGUAUGAGAAUGGAACUUUACUUCUUCGUCAGAUGGGCAGAAAAGAUGAGGGUGACUACACGUGCCACGCAACGAACAAACUGGGCAAAGACGAAAGAAGACUCAGUGUCAAAGUGGGACCAAAUGCUCCACAAAUUGGAUUGAAAUCACAAUCAUUGGUGAAGGUUAAACUGGGAGAGUCGGCUACAUUGAGCUGUCAGGCAACAGGUGAACCUAAACCAAAAAUCACAUGGAUCUCACCUAAAACGGAUGUGAUACCACAGCUGUCAGACAAAUACAGGGUUAUAGAUGAUGGAACUUUAAUUUUAAAGAAAAUGACUCUGGCGGAUGAAGGGAAAUAUGCCUGUGUGGCACGUAAUUCUGCUGGUGACGACAUUAAAAACAUGAUAGUCGAAGCUGAACUCCAGGAACCCUUUAUCAAUGGUGUUAGAGGGAAGCUGACUGCAAAGUUAUUGGCUGUUUCUUAUCAAACAGCACUUUUAGAUUGCAAAGCCGAAGGAAAACCUGAACCCAGGGUCUGGUGGCUCACUCCCUAUGGUCACGCACUAACAACACCCUACCUAGGAGGUCGCUUCCAAGUCCACCGAAAUGGAAGCCUAGAGCUGAGGGGGGUAAGGAAGACGGAUGCUGGCAGGUACAACUGUUUUGCUAAAAAUCACCUUGGUGAAGCGUCCCUUUCAGUUGAAUUAGAGGUGGCCUCACUUGCUGAGAAACCUAGCUUUGCUAAUCCUAACAUUGAGAUAUUACCAAUUAAGCAAGAUGGUGGCGAACUGAUCCUGGUGUGCCCUGCUCGUGGCACUCCGAUCCCGGAGAUCUCUUGGUUGCUACCUAAUGGGACGGUGUUGUCACCUGGGAAGAGACUUCACCGCUUUACGCACCAUUUUGAAAAUGGGACUCUACGAAUUUCUCAGCCGGUGCCCACUGAUAAAGGAAUUUACCGCUGCCUAGCAAGGAAUGUAGCGGGACAAGUGGAGAAACGUUACUCCCUGGAGGCCGGCUGGAAACCUGUGAUCAGAGGAACCACAGGUGGAAUAAAGAUUACCUAUGGCCAUAGCCUGAAACUUCCCUGCACUGUUGAUAGCUGGCCGCAGGCAGUGAUUACGUGGACCCUACCCAAUGGUGUGGUUCUGGACAAACCUCAAACUACCGGCAGAAUAUCUUUCCUCACCAAUGGAACCCUUCACAUCAGGCAGAUUGCACCUUUUGAUAAGGGAACAUAUAUUUGCAAAGCCUCAAACUCUUUUGGAUCGUCAACGCUAUCUUACCCAGUCAUUGUAAUGGUUUUCCCUCCGAGGAUCACAAGCACAAUGGCUUCCAUCACAAGAGUCAUUCGAGGAACCCCGGUAAUGCUACGCUGUGCUGCGACGGGUAUUCCAAAGCCAGAUAUUUCAUGGACGUUGCCUGGUCGCACCACGCUGGUACCUCACAUUCGGUACACGGUACAGGGAGGAAUUCGCAUGACCGACGGGGGAAGUCUGGUCAUACCGAAUCCUGUGCUGACAAACUCUGGAAUUUACAAGUGCAAUGCUAAAAAUGCUCUUGGGACAGAUUUCAAAUCAACAUACCUACAAGUAAUUUAAGGGUGAAAAAGACUAUGACAGGGAAGAAAACCUCUCUAAAGACUGACUUAUCAUAGUAAAGAUGCUCUGCUGGCAGAUGUAAAACAGCUUGACAUGUGGCUUAAAGCUUGAGAUAUCACAGAUAACAUAUUUUUGUAACUGCAUUUUUUUUUUUUUUUUACAAAUUUUUUUUGACUCAAUUUUUUGUGAAGAAUAUGUUUCCAUUGGAAGCCAUUAGCUCCUUGGCCUCUGACUCUUAAUGACAUUUAAAACUCCCCGUAUGGCAUUGUCGUUGAUCUUCAGCGAUUGGAUAUGUUUGAUAUAGACGGGUGUAAUCUGGUGCUUAGAUCUAGAAUUGUUAUCUCUAUUAUGGCAGAAAUAUAAUUUACUAUGUUUUCAACUGUUUCUAUAUUUAUUUAAAAAAAACAAAUAAUAAAGACACAUCUACAUCACAUAAUCUGCUAUAACCCACAGGUUCCACAUCCUCCAUGUUAGCUUGAACAUGGAGGACGUUCGCUCGACGGACCAACUUCGUUUUUAUGUUGAUUAAUGAAAGAGUUCCUCAUUCACUACUCCAAAGUUCACCAUUCACACAAAUCCUUCACAGUCAAAUAUAUAAAGUACAUAUAAAUAUAUGGAGCAACUCCAUUUUUCUUUCCUGCUGUGGUUUGCCUGGUUCUGACUGGACCUCUCAUACAUCCUCUCCUCUGACUCUGAGAGUUUGGAGCCGAGCUUAGCGGAUUAUCGUGG
Molecule: messenger RNA, 8481 nt
Organism: Cyprinodon variegatus (sheepshead minnow)
Lineage: Eukaryota; Metazoa; Chordata; Actinopteri; Cyprinodontiformes; Cyprinodontidae
Product: matrix-remodeling-associated protein 5-like
Exons: 17
Coding region: 415-7752 (2445 amino acids)
Cellular component (GO): extracellular region
Molecular function (GO): protein binding
Source: RefSeq, a predicted model, not a curated record